This is a messenger RNA of Diabrotica virgifera virgifera (western corn rootworm), 1522 nucleotides long. RefSeq lists its product as uncharacterized. Lineage: Eukaryota; Metazoa; Arthropoda; Insecta; Coleoptera; Chrysomelidae. The coding region runs from base 175 to 1386 and encodes 403 amino acids. The record is from RefSeq and is a predicted model, not a curated record. The transcript is spliced from 3 exons.
CGUGGUCAAGAAACAGAAUAAGAAGAUAAGAAUAACAUGUCAUAACCUACAAUUAUUUUAAAAAGUGAUCUUUGUUUGUUUGUGGUUUACAUUAUUUUUCAGAUGAAUAUUUCAUAGUGAAAUUAGAAUAACUGUUUACCUUGGUUUACCUUGUAAAUAUACUUUUUUGAUAGAAUGGAUUCCAAGGAGUUACCAAAAGGAUGGAAGAAGUGUGAAAUAUGUAACAAAUCUUUUGUAAGCAAAUCAAACUUUAGAGCUCACAUUAAAUUAAAGCACCCAGAUGAUGUAGAAAAAUUAGAUCCAGGAGCAAAACCAACUGCACAAUGUAAUGUUUGCAAUAAAUCCAUUGAUAAAAGAUAUAUGACCAAGCAUCUAAAACUCAAACAUCCAGAAUUAGAAGAGACAUUGCCUGGUAAAAAGCUGUAUGACUCGACGCUGUGUCACAAAAAGUUCGACACAUCACAUGCAUCUUUAAAACACAAUCAUAAAUGUUUGAAAAUGUUGACAUGCAGUUUAUGUGAAUAUGAAAAUACAUCACAAAACAAACUUAUAUCACAUAUGAAAACAAUGCAUAGUAUUGAUAUAAAAAGUCAAGACUUGAUGUUUGAUUCGGUAGAAAAAUUUGAACAAUGGAAAACAGAACUAGAAAGAGACACUGUAUCAAAAUAUAAUAUUACACAUGGUUCAUAUGUAACACAGAAAUAUAAAAGAUCCCAAUAUUAUUGCCAAAGAUCAGGAUAUUAUAUCGCAAAGGGCAAACAACUGAGAGGUUUAAAAUCUCAAGGCAGCAAAAAAAUUAAUGGUUUUUGUCCAGCUAAAAUAGAUUGCAGACAAGAGGGUGAAAAAUGUAGUGUUACAUUCAUUUCAACUCAUGUUGGCCAUGCUGCAGAUUUAAGACAUUUAACUCUUACAUCUACUGAGAGACAAGAAAUUGCAAGGAAAAUAGCACAGAAAAUCCCUUUUGAGUUGAUAUUAGACGACAUUAAAGAAUCUGUACAUAAGGAGAGUUUACAAAGAAUGCAUUUAUUAAAAAGGAAAGAUCUGUACAAUAUUGAAAGGGAAUUUCAACUAAAUACUGAUUCUUUAGAUCAUAUAAACAAACGUUUAACUGUACAUUCUAAUGCAAAAGAAGUUGAGCCUCUAUAUCUACAACAUACACAAACUAUAUCUACUAAUCCUAAUCCAUCUAUUCAAGAAAGAAAAUUUUUUGAAAGAAAAUCAAAACUUUUAAAAGAUGUUAAUGAUAUACUUGAAAUUGUCACUAACCUAAAUAAUGAUGUAUCUGGUAAUAGUACUCUGGAAACUAUUGAAACAUUUGUAACAUCGGUUAAACAAACAUUGGAAGCAUCCAGUAGACAUAAGGAACUGAAGACAGUCAACAAAUGAAAAUAUUAAUAAGCAGAGCAGAUUUUUGCAGUAAAAAAAUCUUCGAAAGCAGGUGCUAAAAGAGAGUAUUAUCACUACCUUCAACAGAUAAAGCCAAUUCACUUGUAAUUUUAAAUAAAAAGUUGACAUAAGAUUA